Molecule: messenger RNA, 2057 nt
Organism: Mugil cephalus (flathead mullet)
Lineage: Eukaryota; Metazoa; Chordata; Actinopteri; Mugiliformes; Mugilidae
Gene: wdr93
Product: WD repeat domain 93
Exons: 16
Coding region: 58-1818 (586 amino acids)
Biological process (GO): electron transport chain
Source: RefSeq, a predicted model, not a curated record
CGACCGUGAAUCAUUUAAUGGCGGCGCCUUCCACGGUUCACUGAAAACUAAGACGAAAUGGAAGGAGCUCAGAAAUCAUCCAGAGAGGAACCAUCUACACUGGAAAUGACCAGUGUGGCACAGCUUCCAGAGAACACUAACUGCCUGUCCUGCUCCGAGGACGGCAGGUACCUCAGUCUGGGCCACUCCCUGGGCUUGUCUGUGUGGUGUGCAUCAACUUUCAUCCGUGUUGCGGAGUGGCUGCAGGACACGAUGGAGAUAACAUCUAUUCAGAUGACCGGGAUGAGUGAAACAACUUAUCUGCUCGGCACUGUUGAUGAUAUGGGUGUUGCCAGAGUCUUUGCACUUCACUCUGACGACAUUCAUCUCCUCAAUGUUAUCAAUCCCAUGGAAGAUGUCAAUCAAAGGAGUGUUUGUUUGUCAUUUGAGCUGUACAAAGGGGGACAUUAUGGAGCUGCAUCAUUCAGCUGCAACGGUGGAGUCUGGCUUGAGAUCUAUCUCUUCCCUUCAGCAGCAUGGCUGAAUGAGUUAGAGAUGGCGCUGGCACAAAAACAGGACCCAAACUCCUCUGAAGACCUGGAUGUGAGAUGGUCUGGAGUUACAGUGAUGACUAAAAUAAAGCCACCCACUGUUGCAGCAGUGAGUGCACUGGAUGGGGCUGUUGAGGUGGGGCAGACGGCAGACUUUUCGACUCACUGUUUGGCUCUGGACGUAAUCAUGAGCCACAGUUCUCAACAAGACAACUCGUCCUCUGAUACAGACGCAGGGAAAACUAAGGAAACAACAGAAAGUCCACGACGUUGCACUCAGCACUUCCUUCUGCCAUGUGGUCAGUGUCCAGGUGACAGUAAAGCUGAUUUUAAGUCAGGAUUGCCUGUAGCUGUAGCUGUGUGGUGGAGUGGCAGCCGUAAUCUUCUUCAGUAUUUGCUGCAAAAUGCCCCAAGGAACAAACCAGCAGACGUGAAUCCCCGGCCAGAUGUGUUGUGGCCGAAUGCAAAGGAAAUCGUCUGCUCGGCUGUUAGUAGAUGCACCCGCUACGUAGCUCUUGGACUCGAUGAUGCUUUGCUGUGUGUGUGGGACAGACGGUCUGGGGCUCCUCUGUGUGUUGUCUUAGUGUCGACGGCACACAGUGCGUUCUUCAGGGUGCAGUUUAUGGAUUGCUGGGCCGUGUCUGCUGAUGCUUCCCAGGUUUUUGCUGAGGAAAAAAUCCAUCUUUUGGUGGAGUGUAAAGGCGGAGCGCUGCAUACGGUCACCACAGGACGAGGGACACAGUCCUGCACCAUGCAGCUCUCUGAAAGGCCAGCAGACAGCAGGGACCUCCCGACUGUCUAUACGGCAGUGCCGUUCCUGCAGCGUUUGUCACUUGUGGUGCAAAGAAAUGGAAAAAUGUCCCUCCAAGAUGUCAUCAAUAAAACCACUGUGUGCUUCCUGACUCCGGCCACAGAAAGUCUGAUCACGACACCCUGCAAUCCCAUUUAUGCGCUCAACAACAAACAGCAAACUUUGUUCAUACGAGGUGACCAGGACGCGCGCUCCAGUGCCUUUUCUGAAGAGACCAGCCAGAGUCAGCUUCUCACCUUCUGUUUUGGAGAGUCUGACGUCCUUAAACAGUAUAUACUUUCACAUCCAGACAAACAAACAAAAAUGUGCUAUGUCACUCUAGAGGAAACCUGCAAUCUCUACCUUCAGCAAAGAAUGCUUUCUGCGGAAGAAAGGAACAAAGUUAUACUGCAGACAUGGGAGCAGCUUCAAGAAACUGCAGCGAUGGUACAAGAAAGACAGCGGAGCUGUAGCCAGGUGAGGAGCUGCCACAGGUGACUUGUCAGACGGAGGUACUGAGAACACACGGUUUAAUGGUUCACGUGUAGCGUUUGCCCUGCGAAAUGUUGCGGUCAUUACAGUAAAGUGUGUAAGGCUUUCCCUUACUUUAACAAAUGUAAAGAUAUAUUGAAAACGAUGUACAGAAAGAGGUCUAAAUCAAAAAGAUAUUCUGUUGAACAUAACAUUCAAUUGUUUGCUCUCCGUGGUGACUGUGGUUCCCCAACAGACUGGAUGAC